This is a messenger RNA of Impatiens glandulifera, 1497 nucleotides long. RefSeq lists its product as uncharacterized. The transcript is spliced from 6 exons. Bases 183 to 1427 code for a protein of 414 amino acids. The record is from RefSeq and is a predicted model, not a curated record. NCBI's taxonomy places the organism in Eukaryota, Viridiplantae, Streptophyta, Magnoliopsida, Ericales, Balsaminaceae.
GAUAAACGCACUCUCUUAAUUCUGCUUCGGUAACUGCUUUUUCCGGCGUAAUUCUCCGGCGACCAUUCCAUUUUCCGACUGAAUCUUUCUUUCAGGGAAAGAGCAUUCGGUAAUCGAGCUGGUUCUGUUGGAUCUUGCUUGUUCAGGAAGUGAAGAUUAUUCAGACUACUUUCAAGGAGAGAAUGUCUUUUGCAAGGAUUUGGAACCAAGGACGACAAAACAAUGAUCCUCCAGCUGACAAGCCUCAAAUAAGAAACUAUUUGGGAAAGAUUGGGCAAGAUCAGCCACGCUCAACAGUGAUGGAGACAUCCAGGGAGGAAUUACUUUUCGGAAAUAAGCAAACUCCUAUUGCUUUUCUAAACAGUGGUGGAAAUGUGAACACUUCUCAAGUUGACAGCACUCCAAAACCUCAUCCUAUACCAAGGAUGUAUAGUUACAGUUUACCUCGACCCAUGGGAGUACAUCCUUUCAACCUUAUGAGAAGUGUUGUCCCAAAUGCUGUUUCAGGACGCCCAAAUCUGAGGACACAAUCUUUUGAUGCUAAUUUUGGAAACAUUGGGUUAUCUAUGCCCCAAGCAACUGGUGAUCAUCUUAAUGGGAAUGCAAAUCUUCUUAACGUCCAUCAGAUCAGUAAUUCUGGGAUUAACAUGCCUGCAAUGUUCAUGAGAAAUUCGUAUGCUGGGACAAGUAACAUUUCAUCCAACUGGGGUUCUCAGAAUGCUGAUGGUACGGCAACAGGCUUUUUCCGUAAUGAAGUGGAUAAUGGAAGUAGCAGUUUCAGAUUAAUGGGUCACCAGCUGAAGAUAAAAGAGAAUGUUGCUGCAUUUCCAUAUAAUCGCAAUGGAAAUGGAAAUGGAAAUGGCAUGUUUAAGGUGCCUGCUGUCAGAUCAUCCCAUUUAGGCGUUUAUGAUGGCCAUAUCAGUAAGUCUGCACAGAGAAACCCAAUUGGUAGGGUAACACCACCUACACCACCUACUCCACCUACAACUCUUAUGACCCCAAGUUACAAGAUGACUUUACGUAAAAAAGUUGCGCUAAACAACUUUCCUUCGAACGUAAAGAGUUUGUUACUGAGUGGGCUAUUCGAUGGAAUUCCUGUGAAGUACAUAUCUUGGUCCAGAAAGGAGAAUCUUAGGGGGAUCAUUAACUCAUCUGGCUAUAUGUGUGGCUGCACUAGCUGCAAUUUCAAAAAUAUUAUAAAUGCAUAUGAGUUCGAGAUUCAUGCAGGAUGCCAAACUAAGCAUCCGAACAACCACAUUUACUUCCAGAAUGGGAAAACCAUUUAUGAUGUCGUGCGUGAAUUGAAGGAUUCGACGCCACAAAGCAUUUUUCAUACAAUUAAGACUGUCACCGGCUCCCCCAUCAAUCUGAGAAUUUUUUCCAAGUGGAAAGGUAAAUAUAUAGCUGCACAAGCUCUUAACAGAUAGGAAUGAAAGUCUUUCAGAUAUCAGAUCGAUGGGCAUUUGGACAAAUACAGUUUUUUCUCUUCUAAUAAUA